GUGGUGGGUAGUUCACUUUUUUUAUCGUCCGAAAGUAAUGACUACGGGCGGGGAAGUUCAACGUUUCUUUUUUGUUCUCCACUCUGCUAAGCAAAAGCAAUAUAAGUUAUUAGUGGUGGGGAAAAAACAAUUACCGACCGCCGAAGAAGGAAGUUAUUUUUCGUUUGUCGAGGCUAGAAAAUUACGCAAGGAAGAUUUACUGGUGUCUCUUGCUGAAAAACAUUAUCAUACCAAAACUCGUGGUGAGCGGUCUUUACCUCCGGCUCGUUGUCUGGGCGAAGGAAAAUAUCUCUUGGAAGAAUUUAAUUUACAAAAAGAAGGUGAUUAUUUAAUUAGUGUUAAAAAUCCGGAACAAAGUUCUCCACCAGGGACAGGAUUAGUAGAAAAACAAAAAGUUAAGUAUCCAUCGGAACUUCAAGAAAAAUUUACUAAUCAUCGUUUUAUUCCUUUAACCUGUCCCGAAUUUUUGGAUUAUGAAGGCACUGAAUUAUUAUUGAUCCCUAAAAGAAAAUCUCUUCUCACCGAGCAAGAUUGUUGGGAAGAAAUAAAACCCGACGACUUGAUAAAGGAGUUAGCCAAAAUCAGAACGGCCGGCGAGUUAUUUAAACAAAACAGAUAUUACGUGUUAAAUAAAACUGACGAAAAUCUUGGCGAGCGGGAAGAUAAUUUACGUUUGAUACAGUUGGUUGAAAGUUACCAAUCUGUUUCAAUAGGAGGAAAUGUUUGUAGUAGGUGUGGCAAGGUAUACCGAAGUGACGAGAAAAUAAAAGCGUUAUUAACACAAGGAAUCGAAUUAGGAAUUGAUUUUACGGUAGGCAAGAUAAUAGACAAAGGAAUUGAAAAAUUGUUAGAUAAGCCAGCAAGAAUUUUUUUAACGCAAAUAUCUAUCAAAAAAAUGGAAAUGAAAUACAACUUAAAAAGUUGUGUCGCAGCAGACAUUUUUAUUCAUUAUUUGGUUUUGUGCAAAACUAAAACUGACCCUUAUCCCAAGUUAAAAAAGUGGAUUGGAAAGGGUAUUGAGAUAAUAGACGCAUGA
Messenger RNA from Racocetra persica, 1036 nucleotides. NCBI's taxonomy places the organism in Eukaryota, Fungi, Glomeromycota, Glomeromycetes, Diversisporales, Gigasporaceae. The record is from the annotation of a GenBank genome assembly.